AUGGACGAGCUGCUGAAGCUCAUGUACCUGAACGUCUCGGAGCGGCUGAGCCUGCCCUGGGAGCAGGCCGGGCCGUGCGGCCCCUCGGUGGGGAACAGCACCAUCCUGGUUGUGGCCUACAGUGCCCUGCUGGCCGUGGGGCUGGUGGGGAACCUGGGCCUGGUCUGCGUCAUCGCCCGGCACAAGGAGAUGAGGAACGUCACCAGCAUCUUCAUAGCCAACCUGGCCUGCUCCGACCUGCUGAUGAGCGUGGUGUGCCUGCCCGUCACCGUCAUCUACACGCUCAUGGACCGUUGGGUGCUGGGCGAGUUCCUGUGCAAGGCCAGCCCCUUUGUGCAGUGCGUCUCCGUCACCGUCUCCGUCCUCUCGCUGGCCUGGAUUGCACUGGAGCGGCACCAGCUCAUCAUCAACCCCACUGGGUGGAAGCCGGGGGCCACCCACGCCUACCUGGCUGUGAGCGUCACCUGGCUGGUGUCGGGCUGUGUCUCCCUGCCCUUCCUCACCUUCAGCGUCCUGACGGACGAGCCCUUCCGCAACCUCAGUCUGCCCUUCGACGCCUUUGCCGGCCACCUGGUGUGCGUGGAGAAGUGGCCGUCGGACGGGCACCGCCUGGCCUACACCACCGGGCUGCUGCUCGGCCAGUACUGCCUGCCCCUGCUGCUCAUCCUGGCCUGCUACUGCCGCAUCUUCCUGCGCCUGCGCCGCCGGCGGGACGUUUUGGAGCGACCCCCGCACGGCUCCCGCGCCGCCAGCCACCGGCGGGUCAGCAUCAUGCUGGCCUGCCUCGUCGCCGCCUUCGCCGUGUGCUGGCUGCCCCUGACCGUCUUCAACGCCCUGUACGACUGGGCCCACGAGACCAUCUCCGGCUGCUACCACGACCUGCUCUUCUCCCUCUGCCACCUGGCGGCCAUGGCCUCCACCUGCAUCAACCCCGUCCUCUACGGCUUCCUGAACACCAACUUCCAGCAGGAGCUCAAAGCCCUUCUCCACCGCUGCAGCUGCGCUGCGGAGACGGACACGUACGAGAGCGUCCCCAUGUCCACCGUCAGCACUGAGGUCUCCAAGGCCUCACUGCGCAGCGGGGGGGUCGCCACCGACGCCUGA
This is a messenger RNA of Emys orbicularis (European pond turtle), 1104 nucleotides long. Its product is annotated as neuropeptide Y receptor type 1-like. The transcript has a single exon. The coding region runs from base 1 to 1104 and encodes 367 amino acids. Gene Ontology annotation, cellular component: plasma membrane; neuron projection. Lineage: Eukaryota; Metazoa; Chordata; Testudines; Emydidae. The record is from RefSeq and is a predicted model, not a curated record. Gene Ontology annotation, biological process: G protein-coupled receptor signaling pathway. Gene Ontology annotation, molecular function: neuropeptide Y receptor activity; neuropeptide binding.